AUGCGCGUCGCCGCCACCCGGCUGAGCAGCCUCGUGCCGAGGCGGGGGUUCGCCUCUACCCCGACCAGGUUGGACAAGUACGCGUUUGUCGGCCUCGGCCAAAUGGGUUUCCAAAUGGCCAAGAACCUCCAGUCCAAGCUCGAUCCCGCCGACACCCUCGCCGUGCACGACAUCAACCCCGACGCCGUGGAGCGCUUCAAGACGCACGCGCAGGCCACGCCCGGCGCGGCCGUCGACCUCGCCCCCAGCGCCUGGGCGGCCGCCAAAGACGCCGACACCGUCAUCACCGUCCUGCCCGAGCCGCAGCACGUGCUGGCCGUCUACCGCUCCAUGCUGGCCGAGGCGCCGCCGCGCAGCAAGACGCGCGUCUUCAUCGACUGCUCGACCAUCGACCCCUCGACGUCGCGGCAGGUCGCGCGGGCCGUGCGCGCCGCCGGCCAGGGCGCCCUGGUCGACGCCCCCAUGUCGGGCGGCGUCGUCGGCGCCGCCGCCGGCUCCCUGACCUUUAUGCUCGGCGCCGACGACGACGCCCUGGUCGAGCGGCGCGUCCGGCCCGCCCUGCUGCGCAUGGGGGCCGCCGUCCUGCACUGCGGCCCCCAGGGCGCCGGGCUGUCGGCCAAGCUCGCCAACAACUACCUGCUCGCGCUGAACAACAUCGCCACGGCCGAGGCCAUGAACCUGGGCGUCAGGUGGGGGCUCGACCCGCGCACCCUGGCCCGCGUCAUCAACGCCAGCACCGGCCGCUGCUGGCCCAGCGAGGUGAAUAACCCGGUCAGGGGGGUCGUCGACGCCGCCCCCGCGGGCCGCGACUACGCUGGCGGCUUUGGCAUCUCCCUCAUGAAGAAGGACCUGCGGCUCGCCAUGGUGGCUGCCCGCGAGGCCGGGGCCGACAUGGCCUUGGCCGAUGCUGCCUACCGCGUCUACGAGGCGGCCGAGAAGCUGGACCAGUGCAAGGGGCGCGACUUUUCCGUCGUCUACAGAUAUCUCGGAGGCAAGGAGGAGUAG
Molecule: messenger RNA, 1005 nt
Organism: Ustilaginoidea virens
Lineage: Eukaryota; Fungi; Ascomycota; Sordariomycetes; Hypocreales; Clavicipitaceae
Exons: 3
Coding region: 1-1005 (334 amino acids)
Biological process (GO): L-valine catabolic process
Cellular component (GO): mitochondrion
Molecular function (GO): NADP binding; NAD binding; 3-hydroxyisobutyrate dehydrogenase activity
Source: RefSeq, a predicted model, not a curated record